AUGCCUCAUAAUGGAGGACAAAAGGCAAAUAAGAGAGUUGAAAGGAGUGAAAGGACCUCUUCUGGACAAACUAUGACGGGUAAAUGGGAGAAGCCAAGUUCUGACAUAUCUCAACAAGACUUCACGCAGAUAAAUGUAGAGGAGCCAAGCUCGAGUGAAGAUUUUGAAUAUUAUGAAACUAAUGUGGAUGACUACCAUCCCCUCCUUCAAGCGGCCUUAAAAGGUGAUUGGCCGACUGCUAAGGCUUUUUAUGAUAAAGACAAAGAUUGUGUUCGAGCUUCCAUAACGAUAAAUAAAGCAACAGCACUUCACAUUGCGGUGUCUGCACAGCACACCACUUUUAUAACGAAUUUGUUGAAAUUGAUGAGACGGGAGGACUUGGAAUUGAAGACCAAUUAUGGAUUUACUGCCCUUCACACUGCUGCUCAAGUAGGAAACGUUAGAAUUGCGGAGCAGCUGCUGAAAAUCAACAAUAAGCCGCUAUCGAUCCUUGAUGUGAAUGAAGACACACCACUCAUUGUUGCAGCUUAUAUUCUUUUCUCAACCAUAGGGUUCAAAGGGAUCUGCAACAAAGCUUCGAUGAAGACAUCUGCACAUCACUUAGUUGAAAAACUCUUGAAAAAGGAUGGAAUUCCAAACAACCUCAUCUUAUCAAAAUUGGUUGACAAUGAUAUGGCUUUAAUUUUUGAAGCUGCAAAAGUUGGAAAUGUUGGAUUUCUAAUUAUAAUUUCACGCUCUUAUCCUUGCCUUAUCUGGAAACAAGACAAAAACAAAAUGAGUAUUUUUCACAUUGCUAUUUUAUACCGGCAAGAGAGUGUGUUCAAUCUAAUUUAUGAGAUAGGUGCGGGCAUGAAUAGCCUUGCAUCCUAUGCUACUUUAGAAACCAAUGAGAACAUGUUGCAUUUAGCUGGAAAAUUGGCUCCUUUAAAUCAACUUAAUAUCGUAUCAGGAGCAGCCCUUCAAAUGCAACGGGAGUUGUUGUGGUUCAAGGAGAUAGAAAAGAUUGUGCCGCAGUCAUACGUGAAUAGAAAGAAUUCAAAAGGCAACACACCUAAGGAGAUAUUUAGAAAGGAGCACAAAGAUUUGCAGAAAGAUGGUGAAAAGUGGAUGAAGGACACAGCAAAAUGCAAUAGCAAUGUGUUCCUCUUCUACUUCAAUACUAAUUUUCUUGUCAAUUCUCACGUUACAUUGCACAGAAGAUGA
This is a messenger RNA of Corylus avellana, 1203 nucleotides long. Lineage: Eukaryota; Viridiplantae; Streptophyta; Magnoliopsida; Fagales; Betulaceae. The record is from RefSeq and is a predicted model, not a curated record.